AUGGCUCCAGAUUCCAAGAGACGCAAUGGCCAGGGCACAUCCGCAGAAAUCUCCCUGGUUCAUUUGAAGAACUGCUUGGUCAACCUCCCGGCGUCGUUGUGCUCGUUGCUAGUCAAUGUCAACACACCGGCCCAAAAUGUUGUCAUAGAGUUGAAUUACCGCGUGCCGGCUACUGCAGGCGCGAAUCAAGCCAACGGGGCACCCGCCACAAAAUCGGUAUACGUGGGAUGGACGGGCAUGCAGAGCAAGCGCAAGCUCGCUCCCAUAGUCAGCAGAGAUGGCAUAAGUGGCACACGAGGGAAUGCAAGCCGGGAACAGGAAGUGCCUCUCGUCGAGAUAGAUGCGGCCUUUGCGCGAACUCUGCGGUUAACAGACGGACAAAAAGUAACGGCAAGCGUGCACAUGGAUCCGCCCAUCGCCCACACCGUCCAUAUAGAGCCUUUGACCCCAGAUGAUUGGGAAAUCAUCGAACUACAUGCUAGUUAUCUGGAGCUCAAUCUUAUCUCACAAAUUCGGGCUUUGCCCAACCCGAGUUAUACGGCAACGUCAGGGCAAACGCCGGCACCCCACCCACUUACCCUUCAUUUGUCUCCGACAUCGACCGCGAACAUCACGAUUACGUCUUUGGUUCCAGCUCCACCGUCGAGUUCCCCCUUUGCAAAAUUGGGGCCUAAUGCCGAGGUUAUUGUUGCACCUAAGACUAGGUCGAAACAACGACGCUCUUCGGGAGAAAGCCGCAGCGUCACUUCAAAGAAAAGUGCUGGUGCUAGGAGUGGUGCAAGCACGGUGCGGCGGAAAAGCGGCAUUGAAGAAGCCCGACCAGCCAUGUUCUUUAGAGGGCUAUCCAGAGAUAUUUGUAAAGAUUGGUUCGACGAGGGCAAGGAUGCCGAAGACCAAGGACUGAGGGUAUGGGUGGACCGAGAUGUCCUGCUCUCUAAGGCAUUGAAAGGUGUUUCAUGGGUAUGUGUCACUGUGGUCAAACCUCCAAGCUUAGAGCCCCCUAUCGACCCACAGCGGGCACAGCAGGAGGCUGAGACUCUGCGGGAUGUGGGCAAGAUAGCCUCGAAGGUGGUGGCGAGGUUAUUGCCAUGGGAUGACCCCCCAGAUAGUCAGCACGUUGCACUAUCAUCUGCGCUCUGUGCAUCUAUGUCCUGCGAGGGCUUGGUUGGCGGUGUGGUAAAACUUGAGCCUGCCCCUUUACAAGCGGAAAAAUCAGUCGACAAGCCGGCGCCAAAGAGGCCCGAAGACUCUACUCAACUUGCCCCCAAACCCAAUGUUCAGAUCGUCAAGGUGUAUUCUUUUGCUGUAAGCACGGCUAAGGCUUCCGAAGGCCUCAAAUUCGGCGGUGAAACCAACGCUGAACGGGAAGAAGCCUCAAAGCGACUUUUGAAAAUAUACGGCAAACAGGGAGACUCCGGUGGCUUUUUUGAUGGCCCACUGACUUCUGGUAUGAUUCUGGGGCCACCCCCAUCCCCAAUAUCCGGGUGGGAGGGGGGAAUUAUUCGAUUUGAUCAUCGAACAUCGGAGUCUACAAACAAAACUUGCUCUUGGUUCAUGGGCUCCGAACGGAAAUUUACUAUUGAAGUCCAGCCUGCUGUACCAAAACCUUUAUCCCUCUCGGGCGGCUCCCUUGGCGAUCCCCUUCCACCAACCGCUCCCACACUUGUUGGGAUUGACAACCUCAUCACCCAACUGCAAUUGCACCUCUCGCAUAUGUCCUCCGUUUUGCUCACAGGAGCUCUUGGCUCCGGUAAAAGCUCCUUGGCAUAUCUCCUUGCACAUCGACUCCGGGCCAAUACCCUAUUUCAUACUACAUAUUUCUCUUGCCGAAAUCUUGUCAACCACGAAACCCAAGUUUCUGCAAUCAAAGAAACCUUUACCAGACUGUUUAUGGAUGCAUCUUGGGGUGCCCGACUUGGUGGCAAAUCUCUUCUGAUUUUGGAUGAUCUUGACAAGCUUUGUCCUGCUGAGACAGAACUCGAAGUUGGAAAUGACAACGGUCGUAGCCGCCAGAUCAGCGAAGGUGUUUGCAGCUUGGUACAGCAAUACUGCCAAAGAGAUAGCGGAGUGGUUCUCCUAGCCACGGCACAAGCAAAAGAAUCGUUGCACAACGUUGUCGUUGGUGGGCAUGUUGUGCGCGAGAUUGUGAGUUUGAAAGCUCCUAAUAAGGAGGCUAGAAGGAGGGUAAUGGAGAUGAUCGUCCGACAGAAUGCAACUGAUCCAGAUCCAAGUGGGCCUAAAUCACCAAUUGGCAGCCGUCCGACCACAGCAGAUGGCAGCGCAAGUGAAGAGGACGGUGGAUGGAUGGUUGGAUCAAGCGUGCCCAGCAGGGCUAGUUCAAAGAGCCAAGCACCUGGAUUUGUGAUAUCUCCUGAUCUUGAUUUUCUUGAUCUGGCCGGCGAAACGGACGGAUAUAUGCCUGGUGAUUUGGUGCUACUUGUUGGUCGCGCUCGAAGCGAAUCUUUAAUACGAUCAGUCUCUCAAUCUCCAAAGGAUUCUAAAACUGUGUCCAUCUACCUUACCCGAGGAGACUUCGAUAGCGCACUAAAAGGAUUUACACCUGCCUCACUUCGAAACGUCACACUCCAGACUAGCACCACGACGUUUGCAUCUAUUGGCGGAUUGCACGAAACGCGUAAGAUCCUUCUUGAGACACUCCAGUAUCCUACCACAUACGCUCCUAUAUUCGCUCAAUGCCCUCUUCGAUUGCGUUCUGGCCUCCUUCUUUACGGCUAUCCUGGAUGCGGCAAAACUAUGCUAGCCUCUGCCGUGGCAGGGGAAUGUGGCUUAAACUUCAUUUCCGUUAAAGGACCUGAAAUUCUUAAUAAGUAUAUCGGUGCUUCGGAGAAAUCAGUUCGAGAUCUCUUCGACCGUGCUGAGGCUGCCAGACCCUGUGUCCUCUUCUUUGAUGAAUUCGACUCAAUCGCACCUAAACGAGGACAUGAUUCAACUGGUGUCACUGACCGCGUUGUGAACCAAUUGCUCACCCAGAUGGAUGGUGCGGAGGGGUUAUCCGGAGUAUACGUGCUCGCUGCUACCUCACGACCUGACUUAAUUGACCCGGCGCUGUUGCGCCCUGGUAGAUUGGAUAAGAGCCUUAUUUGCGAUCUCCCCAAUCGUGAGGACAGAAUCGACAUCCUCCAAGCACUAGGGAAGAAGCUAAAGCUCAGCGAAGAAGUCAUCGAUGAGUUACCUGAAAUUGCCAGUAGGACAGAAGGAUAUAGUGGUGCUGAUCUUCAAGCUUUAAUAUACAACGCCCAUCUGGAAGCUAUCCACGAUGUUCUUGGAGACCAAAACCACACUGAAGUCGGCACAAAAAGCACCAACGGCGUUAAUGGAACUACCAUGAGGAAUAAAAACUUCGUACAAUUCCGCUAUGGAGAGGAAGAAGAUCGCGCCGAAGCUGAAGCAAGGGAAAAAGGAGGUCACAACAAAAGCAAGCUCAUUGCCGAGCGUGCCGCUAUUUCCACAAAACUGGACGAGAUAAAGGCGACGAAAAAACGAGCUAAGGCUGUCCAGCGAGGACAACUGGAAGGCAAAGGAAAGGAAAAAGAUCACAGAGAGGAGAAGGAGCAGCAGGAGGUGGUGAUUGCAUGGAAACAUAUCGAGAAGAGCAUUCAGACUACUAGGGCAAGCAUUAGUGCCCAGGACAGGGCAAGGCUAGCUGCUAUUUAUAACGAGUUUGUGGUGGGGAGAAAUGGCGAGAUGAAGAAUGGGGAGGGGACGAGGGAUGUUGGUGGGAGGACGACUCUUAUGUGA
Messenger RNA from Venustampulla echinocandica, 3759 nucleotides. RefSeq names its product putative peroxin-1. The transcript has 2 exons. Gene Ontology annotation, cellular component: peroxisome; peroxisomal membrane; cytosol. Gene Ontology annotation, biological process: protein import into peroxisome matrix. NCBI's taxonomy places the organism in Eukaryota, Fungi, Ascomycota, Leotiomycetes, Helotiales, Pleuroascaceae. Bases 1 to 3759 code for a protein of 1252 amino acids. The record is from RefSeq and is a predicted model, not a curated record. Gene Ontology annotation, molecular function: ATP binding; ATP hydrolysis activity.